This is a messenger RNA of Glycine soja, 925 nucleotides long. RefSeq names its product histone H3.3. NCBI's taxonomy places the organism in Eukaryota, Viridiplantae, Streptophyta, Magnoliopsida, Fabales, Fabaceae. Gene Ontology annotation, cellular component: nucleosome. Gene Ontology annotation, molecular function: DNA binding; structural constituent of chromatin; protein heterodimerization activity. The record is from RefSeq and is a predicted model, not a curated record. The transcript is spliced from 5 exons. Bases 134 to 544 code for a protein of 136 amino acids.
CCGUUCGAUCACUGACAAACGCUUCCAAGAGUAUGCUAUAUAUAGGGCUUUACUUCCUUUACUUUAAGAAUUUUUGAUUCUUUUCCCCUAGAUUCAGCCACAGUUUCGGAGGAGAAGAAAAUAGUCGUUCGAGAUGGCCCGUACGAAGCAAACUGCUCGUAAGUCCACAGGAGGAAAGGCUCCUAGGAAGCAGCUUGCAACCAAGGCUGCACGUAAGUCUGCACCAACUACUGGUGGUGUGAAGAAGCCACAUCGUUACCGUCCUGGUACCGUUGCUCUUCGUGAGAUUAGGAAAUACCAGAAGAGUACCGAGCUUUUGAUCAGGAAGCUCCCCUUCCAGAGGCUGGUUCGUGAAAUUGCUCAGGACUUCAAGACUGAUCUGCGUUUCCAGAGCCACGCCGUGCUUGCAUUGCAAGAAGCUGCUGAGGCAUACCUUGUUGGGCUCUUUGAGGACACUAACCUGUGUGCCAUUCACGCUAAGCGGGUAACCAUUAUGCCCAAGGAUAUCCAGCUGGCAAGAAGGAUUCGCGGUGAACGUGCUUGAGGUGGUGGUUGUGAAGAUGAAGAUGAAGAUGGGUUGCUGCGGGUGGUGUUUUUGUUGUUCAGAUUCCUUUUUUUUUUUUUUCAAUGGAUAGGGUUGUUAGGGAGUGUAGGUGUUUUACGGUAUUACCCAUUAAUUGUGAUACAGGCAAAUACUGCCAAGUGUCCGUGACUGUGUUUUCUUCCUUUUAGAAAAUUGGCUUGUAAUUGAUUUUUGGACAUGUGUGUCAUAAUGUUUCUGUUUUUAGUUUUUACCUACGGGAUGUAGUCACUUUGGAAUUGUAUUGGACAACAUUCAGUUGCCAUCUAAUCUCGUUUAAGCUAAGUUUGUUGUGCUAAUUAAACUGACCUCCCUUCUUGGUUUUGAAAUGAGAGGAUUUGAAUA